Messenger RNA from Dicentrarchus labrax (European seabass), 2902 nucleotides. It is a transcript of the gene hspbap1, whose product is annotated as hspb associated protein 1. Gene Ontology annotation, molecular function: 2-oxoglutarate-dependent dioxygenase activity. NCBI's taxonomy places the organism in Eukaryota, Metazoa, Chordata, Actinopteri, Moronidae. The record is from RefSeq and is a predicted model, not a curated record. The transcript has 7 exons. The coding region runs from base 781 to 2232 and encodes 483 amino acids.
UGUUUGAUCAAAAGACCCCCCUCUUUCCGCGAAGCUAGCUAACGUUAGCUCUCCUGGGAAAGUGAUUUGACAGUAAAGCCUGCUCCUUAGCUGAGAAACAUAGCCUAGCUAUUGGCGUUGUCUGGUUGUUUGUGAAUAUUGUUUGCUGACGGUCUGACAAUUUAAAAAGCGCUCUGUCGGGAACAGAAGUUAGUUUAGUUUUAUCUGAAUUGUUGUUUCAGAAAGCUGAGGCUCCUCACCCAAACUAACGUUACGUAACCAAGUAGCUCAUUGGUUCUCAAAGCUAGUUAACAAUUAGUUUUAUUAUCUGGAUGGACCAUUACUGACAUAAAGCGCUUUAGUUCGACCAGGUGGGAAAUAUAAUCAUAUCAAUCACCAGAGUGAUGAUUGUGAAAAUAUGUUACAUCAUUCUUUAUAGAGAACAAACUGCUAUUAAAAUGGACUACUAGUAACACUAUAGUAAUAAUACGCUGUAAAUCGAUUGAAUCCGGAGGGUUAAAACGAUACUCUAUAUCUAACUUAAACAAAUAAUAGUAUCAGACUUUUUAAAUAAGGACCCCUUAAAGUCUGAUUAAAGUUGUGUACUAAUAAAGACUUCCUGGAGGAUAAACUAUGUAGUGGUGACAGUGUUUCUAAUGUAGUGUAACUUUAAAAACGGACUUUCAGUGAAUUAAUGACAACACGUAGGUAACACAACUACUUUAAACACCAGUUGUCUAUCAGCUAGUCUGUAUCUACAUCCUCUGUGUGUCAACCCGCUAUCAGUGUGUACUACAGGCCAUGGCUGCCCCCGACUCCAUUAAACCCUUCAGCCCAGAGGAGACCCAGAAGAUUCUGCAUCAUCUACAGCAGCCCGCAGUCUUCAUGGACAUGACCCGUGGCUGGCCUGUUCUCCACUGGACUGCAGAGCACCUGUCUGGCUGCCUUGGGGACAAACUAGUCCGAUUUAGACUUGGGAGGAAAGAUGAGACCAACACACCUCUGUUUGAAACCCAGUGCUCCUAUGUGGAGGCCAAACUGGCGGACUUUCUCAGCUGGACCCGGGACCAGGCUGGGACAGAUGUAGGGCCUUUCUUUAAAUACCCCAAGUCAGAGUAUUGGGCGUAUGCUGACUACAAAUACAUCGCUGUACUGUUUCAAGAUCAGCCUUCCAUGUUUGAGGAUAUAAAGUGGUCCGAGUUUGGUUAUGAGGGACGCAAUGGGAGAGAGAGCACGUUAUGGAUCGGCACAGAGGGGGCCAACACACCGUGCCACCUGGACUCUUAUGGCUGUAACCUUGUACUGCAGGUACAAGGACGGAAGCGCUGGCACCUCUUUCCUCCAGAGGACACCGUUAACCUUUACCCAACCAGGAUCCCCUAUGAGGAGUCCAGUGUCUUCAGCCAGGUGGACGUUCUCCAUCCAGACCUGAGGAGGUUCCCUGAAUUUCAGGGAGCCAGGGCCCACGUCGUCACUCUGCAGCCAGGACAGGUGCUUUAUGUCCCCAGACACUGGUGGCACUAUGUGGAGUCACUGGAUCCCAUCACCGUCAGCGUCAACUCCUGGAUCGAGUUGGAAGUGGAUGACAUGGCAAGGGUUAGUGAAGCUGUGACCAAGGCGGUUGUCUGCGCCCUUAAGAGUGCACCUAGUGAUGACAACAGUGACAACUGGCUCAAUCCCACUGAGGAAGGAGUAGCAUCCCAUAAUGAGAACAUGCAAUAUGUGAACCUGGCAGUGGGAGCUUUUGCUCAAAGACAGAGGGGCCUCUGCCACGGCAAACUGACCCAGGACCCGAGAGACACCCAUCCAGUCAAGCGGGACUCCAGAGGACAAAUCAGGAAGAACAGCGAUUUGGUAACAGAUUCUGUGCCCUUCAGCGUUCCCUUCGGACCACAUCUCACUCCUGUACGCUGUCAGCAAGAUUACUCACCAGGAACGAGGGGAACGACCACAAAAGAUCCGGAGGCCAGCUCAGAUACAGCACCGAAAACAAAGCUUGCAUCUGCUGUCAGAGUCCACCAGGGAAAAUAUGAAUGUAUCCACGGUUUAACUCAAUGUAAACCAUGUGACUGUGCUGAUGGGACAUCAGAGAACUCUUCAGUGGAUUAUGAGGAACCAGUACACACAGUAAUAACCACUAAUGACCUGUUAGACUGCUUGGUGCAUCCUGAUAUCAUCGCCUGUGUCACUAAGCUUUUACUGGAAAGGCACACAUAUAAUAAGCCCCAAGAGGAAGACAAGCCCCUGAUUUGACUAGUAUUUGGUCCUAGUUUCAGAAGCGAUUUACAAUCUGGAAACAUGAGGACAAGGCUGUCUUAACUUUUCUGCUCUGGAUGUCUCACUGGUGUUUGCAGUGAUGGAGAGCUGUGAAAAAAGCAAAAGAGGCUGCAGAAAUUCAUCUUCCAAGCUACCAGUUAUGCUUUGGUGUCAGUAAGAAGUGAGAGAGGAAAGAUGAAGAGUUUCACCCCGCUUUUCUCUCUACUCAUCUGUCAAGAGUCCUCCCGGGACUAACUCCGGAUGCGAGAAGUCACAACCAAAACUAAUCGCAAUGUGACGAGUGACGGCAUAAAGUGGCUCUACCAUUUCCCUGUUUUGUUUUGUCCCGCACAUACUAAUCCUGUUUGGUUCCUCCAGGGUAAGAAAAAUGACCACUUAAAUCAAUUUGGUAUGGUAAUAAGCCACAUAAUUCAAGGUAAUAUUCCUGAGAUGUGAACAUUUGUUUGCUGCAUAAUGUUUACCUGUCAUUUGCUAAUGAAAAUUGUCAUUGUAAUGGGCUGGUGAUUGAUGAGAGUUGCGUAAGGAGCCAUGAAUGAAAUGGCUUUGUUUGAAUACCGAGUGGCUCCAUAGGUCACACAUCUCUAAGUGAAAAGAAGGUUGUACAUGUAGAAGAAUAACAAAUGAAACAAACUAUUUAUUUGCUAAA